CAACAUCAUCAUUGUAUGUAUAAAAUCUAAUAGAGUAUUCUAGGGUGGAUGUGUAUGAAGAUGUGUCAUUUUCCCGUUUAAUACUACUCCCUCCGUCCUAAAAUUCUUGGCUUAGGUUUGUCUAAAAAUGAAUGUAUCUAAAUACCAAACCGUGACUAGAUGCAUUCAUAUCUAGACAAAUCUAAAACAAGAAUUUUGGAAGUAUAAAAUAAUACCUCGGGAGGUUACUUCCGUCUGUCCGGUCGCCAUCACGCUACUAUCAUUUUUUUUUAAGGAUGGGCUCCUCUAUAAAACCAUGGCUCCCAACGUUUUAAGCGCUGAAGAAAUAUUCAUCGCGCUCUGAAAGCCUAGAGCAGAAAGAAAGAAGAGAGAAGUCACAGCGAUGGACACCGCUCCUGCUCCUGCUCCCGCUCCCACGAAGCCGUCCUUGUCCAAGAAGCCCUCGCCGUCGUUCCGCCUCCGCAACGGCAGCCUCAAUGCCCUGCGCCUGCGCCGCGUGUUCGACCUCUUCGACCGCAACGGCGACGGCGAGAUCACCCUCGACGAGAUGGCGGCCGCGCUCGACACGCUCGGCCUCGGCGCCGACCGCGCCAGCCUGGAGGCCACCGUGGGCGCCUACAUCCCGGCUGGCGCCGCCGGCCUCGGCUUCGAGGACUUCGAGGGCCUCCACCGCGCUCUCGGCGACGCGCUCUUCGGCCCCAUCGCCGAGGAGGAGCCCGGCAAGGAAGGCGAGGCCGAGGACGAGGACAUGAAGGAGGCGUUCCGGGUGUUCGACGAGAACGGCGACGGGUUCAUCUCGGCGGCCGAGCUGCAGGCCGUGCUCAAGAAGCUGGGCCUGGCGGAGGCGCGCAACCUGGCGGCGGUGCAGGAGAUGAUCUGCAACGUCGACCGCGACCGCGACGGCCAAGUUGACUUCGGCGAGUUCAAGUGCAUGAUGCAGGGGAUCACCGUGUGGGGAGCUUGAACUUGAAGGCGGCACGGCAUGCUCCCUCUUCUGUUUCUCAUGUUGUCGAUGGAUCUACAAAGAAAGGCCCGAUUAUCAAUGUCAAACAAAUCACGAGCUAGCCCAGCAUUCCAUGGCUAUUUCUAAAUUUGCUAAAUGUAGACUACAUUUCCAGUUUGUUAUAACGUCUAUAUGGGGUAUCAUACAAAUGGGACAACAGACCGUUGUAAUUACAUAUACUCCCUUUGUCCGAAAAUACUCGUCAUAAGAAUGGAUGUAUCUAGAUGUAUUUUAAUUUUAGAUACAUUCAUUUUUAUUCAUUUGUGCGACAAGUAAUUCCGGACGAAGGGAGUAAUAUAUUUGAGGUCUUGUGUGCUAUGAUUGGCAUUGCGCUUUGCUCUCAUCAUUGUUAUUGCUGCUAGACUGGAAAGUGAAAGCAUGUGUGCAUUAUUGAUUCACAUGUCGGUGGCUCAAACAACAAUAUACAUGUAGAAUGACAACGUGCAUGAAUCAGGAAUGUGUAUCCUUGAAGAAAUGUCAAAACAACCAUAACAUAACCAUGACUUCGAAACAUCACCACUUAUUUGGUAUUAUCAAAAA
Molecule: messenger RNA, 1543 nt
Organism: Hordeum vulgare subsp. vulgare (domesticated barley)
Lineage: Eukaryota; Viridiplantae; Streptophyta; Magnoliopsida; Poales; Poaceae
Product: probable calcium-binding protein CML27
Exons: 2
Coding region: 383-964 (193 amino acids)
Molecular function (GO): calcium ion binding
Source: RefSeq, a predicted model, not a curated record